Molecule: messenger RNA, 1685 nt
Organism: Durusdinium trenchii
Lineage: Eukaryota; Dinophyceae; Suessiales; Symbiodiniaceae
Source: the annotation of a GenBank genome assembly
CCCAGCAAAGGUUCUUUUUGCUUCGCUGGCUUCACCCCUACUUGACAAUCUUGACAUGAUGUCCAGCUCCAGCCUUUCACGCAGCGUGAACGACGCUCCAUGCGCGUGCAUUUGACCCUCUUGAGUGGCGAAGAAGCCGUGCUCACUGUGUCGCCUGAUACGACGGUCCAUGACCUGAAGCUACAAGCUCAGCGAGAACUUGGCAUCCACGAGCUUGUCUCCUCACAAGGUCAAAUUCUGAGCGGUUUUUGCUCUCUAAGAGAUGCUGGAAUCCGUGAUGGUGACAACAUCAGCGCAACUGUGAGGUCUGCUCAGCUCGUCUCUGGGCGUCUCUGCCGUGCUUUUGCUUUGAUCCGUGGCGAUGGCACAGUGGUGUCUUGGGGCGACAAGGUAGCUUGUGGACAGUACAGUGACAUCAACUGGAACGAGCUGCGCGACGUCCAGCAGAUCUGCGCUUCUUCAGGGGCUUUUGCUGCAGUGCUGGGAAAUGGCCAGGUGGUGACUUGGGGUGACUCUUCUUGUGGCGCUGACAGCCGGAGGGUCAACGAGCAGCUCACAGCCGUUUGCAGCCUUGAAGCCUCCGCCUUCGCCUUCGCAGCGCUUCGGCGCAAUGGCAGCGUGGUGACGUGGGGCGACCAUCGCUUUGGCGGUGACAGCCGCCCGGUCCAAGAGCAGCUCACAUCAGUGAGGAGGAUUGUGGGCUCAGGGAGGGCCUUUGCUGCAGUGCGACGAGAUGGUCUUGUGGUGUCCUGGGGAAGUGAGGACUGUGGUGGAGAUUGCAGUGAAGUGAAGGAGGAACUCACCGAUGUGGUUGAUGUUUACAGCACCUAUUCAGCCUUUGCUGCUGUUCGGCAGGAUGGGUCUGUGGUAGUCUGGGGGGAUAAGCAUGGUGGUGGCGACAUCACAGAAGUGAAGCAGGAACUGUAUGAUGUGAGGGAAAUCCACGGCUCAAGCUACGCCUUUGCCGCGAUCCGAAGAGAUGGCCAAGUAGUGACUUGGGGGUCGGCAGACUCUGGUGGUGAUAGCCGCUUAGCCCAGGAGCGUCUCUUUGAGGUGUCGCAGGUCCAAGCCACGGACUCCGCCUUUGCUGCUCUUAAAACGGACGGCACCGUCGUGACGUGGGGUGGGCGUCAUGGCUUUGGACGCGGAGGUGCCCCAAGUGCGGCGGUGCAGCAACAGCUAGUGGAUGUGCAACGGUUGGCUGCGACAGACGGGGCAUUUGCAGCGCUGCUGGGGAAUGGUCGAGUAGUGACUUGGGGCGAUGAAGACUAUGGAGGAGACUGUCGUGCUUUGUCUGAAGAGCUUCAAGAUGUCCAUCAAAUCCAAGGCUCAAACUCGGCCUUUGCAGUGGUAAAGAAUGAUGGCACCGUUCUGGCCUGGGGCGAUCGCGUCGUUGGUGGAGACUGCAGUGGUGUGAAGCGUCAACUGAAAGACGUUCAUUGUGUUUCCCUAAGGAAAUCCAAGUUCAGUGAUGGAGCUGCCGAGAUACAUUGCACGAAAUGCGACAGCACGCCGAGUCGUGCUAGCACAAGCAGGGCAGAGUAUGACGCCACUGAUGGCACAUUAAUCGCACUUGAAUCCGGCGUUGCUCCGCUUUGACCUAGUUAUACAAUCCACUCAGAGUGCUUUAGCAAAGAGUAUAGGCUGCAUGGGAAGUGAGAAUGCUGCAUGCUCUUUAUUUCUUU